Yarrowia lipolytica CLIB122 is the source of this 1662-nucleotide messenger RNA. RefSeq lists its product as uncharacterized. The record is from RefSeq and is a predicted model, not a curated record. Gene Ontology annotation, biological process: tRNA wobble base 5-methoxycarbonylmethyl-2-thiouridinylation. Gene Ontology annotation, cellular component: elongator holoenzyme complex; cytoplasm; nucleus. Lineage: Eukaryota; Fungi; Ascomycota; Dipodascomycetes; Dipodascales. Gene Ontology annotation, molecular function: acyltransferase activity, transferring groups other than amino-acyl groups; iron-sulfur cluster binding.
AUGGCUCACAAAAACAAGGGCAAGCAACUUGCUCCUGAGCACGAGAGAUUUCUAUCUGCGUGCACUGAUAUCGCGCUGGAACUCGUUGGAUCGCUGUCCAACGGAUCCACCAAAGAUAUCAACCUCAACGCUCUGGUGACCAAGUAUGCUAAGCAAUACAAGCUGGCCUCCCAACCUCGUCUGACAGACAUUAUCGGCUCCAUUCCCGAUCAAUACAAGAAAUACCUGCUACCAAAACUACAAGCCAAGCCUGUUCGAACUGCGUCCGGUAUUGCAGUGGUGGCUGUCAUGUGCAAGCCUCACAGAUGUCCUCAUAUCGCUUACACUGGUAACAUUUGCGUCUAUUGCCCCGGAGGUCCCGAUUCCGACUUUGAAUACUCAACUCAGAGUUAUACUGGAUACGAACCCACGUCCAUGAGAGCUAUCAGAGCUCGAUACGAUCCCUAUGAGCAGGCACGAGGUCGAGUGGACCAGCUGCGAUCUCUGGGUCACUCUGUCGACAAGGUGGAGUACAUUAUCAUGGGAGGAACUUUCAUGUCUCUGGACAAGGAAUAUAGAGAGGGAUUUAUUUCACAGCUACACAACGCUCUAUCUGGAGUUCAUGCGGAGGACGUGGAUGAAGCUGUUCGUCUGGCUCAGCAUUCUAACACAAAGUGUGUCGGCAUCACCAUCGAAACACGUCCUGAUUACUGCACUGAAACACAUCUGUCGGACAUGUUGAGAUACGGCUGCACGCGUCUGGAAAUUGGAGUCCAGAGUGUGUACGAGGAUGUUGCUCGAGACUCUAACCGAGGACACACCGUCAAGGCUGUCUGCCACACCUUUGCAUUGGCCAAGGACGCUGGAUACAAGGUGGUUUCGCACAUGAUGCCCGAUCUUCCAAAUGUGGGCAUGGAGCGAGACCUCGACCAAUUCCGGGAGUACUUUUCGUCGCCCGAUUUCCGAACUGACGGUCUCAAGCUAUAUCCCACUCUGGUAAUCCGAGGUACUGGUCUAUACGAGCUGUGGAAGACUGGUCGGUACAAGUCCUAUAAUGCCAACGCUCUGAUUGAUCUGGUGGCUCGAAUUCUUGCAUUGGUCCCGCCGUGGACCCGAAUCUACCGAGUGCAGAGAGAUAUCCCUAUGCCGUUGGUGACAGCUGGUGUGGAGAACGGAAAUCUACGAGAACUGGCGCUGGCACGAAUGAAGGACUUCGGAACAAAGUGUCGAGAUAUUCGAACUCGAGAGGUAGGUAUACAGGAGGUGCAUCAUCGAGUUCGACCUGACCAGGUGGAACUAAUCCGCCGAGACUAUACAGCCAACGGGGGAUGGGAGACUUUCUUAUCCUACGAAGAUCCCGAGCAGGACAUCCUCAUUGGUCUGCUUCGAUUGCGACUGUGUUCCGAAAAGACCACCUACCGACCGGAGCUGACUGGCCAGAAGACUUCUCUGGUUCGAGAGUUGCAUGUCUAUGGUUCUGCCGUGCCUCUGCACAACCGAGACCCUCGAAAGUUCCAGCACCAAGGUUUUGGUACGCUGCUGAUGGAGGAGGCUGAGCGCAUUGCUCGUGAAGAGCACGGCUCCAAGAAGAUUUCUGUCAUUUCCGGUGUGGGAGUGCGAAACUAUUACGCCAAGCUGGGCUACUUCCUUGAUGGUCCGUACAUGAGCAAGUGGCUGGAUUAG